AUGCGUCGAGGCCGGAAGAGAAAGCGCCGUGCCCGCAGGAAACGCCACCAGGCCCGGGGGGAGACUCAGAGUCUCAAGGGUGCCCAGGCCACUGAGGCGGAGGCGGCGGCGGUGGCGGCGGCGGCGGCGGCGACAGAAGAGAUACAAGAGUCGCCCACCUCCCCCACUUCUGUUUCUUGGGGUACUCCCCCGAGCUCCCCUGCUGCUGGCACUCGCCAGGAGCCUCAGGGAGCCCCAGCCACUAGCUCUCGUGAUGCAGGGGUUUCAUGCCCAGGAUAUGAGGAGGGUGCCCAGAGCCAAGAUGAGAAAAGUGAAAGUCCCUCCAAGGCAGCACCUUGCACUCACAGCAUAUGCAGAGAUCCUCUGAACAGGAAGGCAGGGACGCUGGUGCUAUUCCUGCGGGAGAAGUACAAGACGACGGAGCCCAUCCCGCAGGCAGCCCUGCUGGAGAGUGUCACCGAGCAGUACGAGAAGCACUUCCCUGAGAUCCUCAGCAGAGCCGCUGAGAUCAUGGAGCUGCUCUUUGGCCUCGAGCUGAAGGAAGUCGACCCCAGCAGUCACUCCUACGCACUCAUCAGCAAGCUGGCCCCCCCCAGCGAGGGAAGUCCGAGUGAUGAGUCGGGGUUGCCCACGUCCGGUCUCCUGAUGAUUCUCCUGGGCGAGAUCUUCACGAAGGGCAACCGUGCCACCGAGGAGGAGCUCUGGGAGUUCCUCAAUGCGUUGGGUUUGUAUGCUGGGAGGAGGCACUCCAUCUUCGGGGAGCCCAGGAGGCUCAUCAGCAAAGAUUUCGUGCAGCAGAAGUACCUGACGUACCGCCAGGUGCCCAACAGCGAUCCUCCGCGCUAUGAGUUCCUGUGGGGCCCGAGAGCCCACGCUGAAACCAGCAAGAUGAAAGUGCUGGAGAUUUUGGCCAAGAUCAGUGAUACGGUCCCCAGUGCCUUCCCAGAUCUCUAUGAGGAGGCUCUGAAAGAUGAGGAAGAGAGAGCAGGAGUGAGAGCCGCGGCCAGGGCUGCAGCUGUUGCUGAGGGCAGAGCCCCUUCCGGGGACAAGGCCCGCAGCUCCUCCCACAUGUAG
Molecule: messenger RNA, 1074 nt
Organism: Lipotes vexillifer (Yangtze River dolphin)
Lineage: Eukaryota; Metazoa; Chordata; Mammalia; Artiodactyla; Lipotidae
Source: RefSeq, a predicted model, not a curated record